AUGUGCUACACUGUGGUACUCAAGCUCCUUGGUAGGCCUAUCGGUUACCAACGACUCCGUGACAAUCUGCUACGCUUGUGGAGAUUUUCCAACUAUUUCAAGUUGUCUGACUUAGAGGGAGGUUGCUUUACAGAAACCUUCACCAACGCUGAAGAUUACCACAAGGCCCUCACCGACGGACCCUGGGUCAUCACAGGACACUACCUCACAGUCCACCCUUGGACACCGGAGUUCUCGCCACUUCACCACAGCAUCUCUCAGGUGGUAGCUUGGAUACGUAUCCCCGGUCUCCCCACUAAGUACUACAAGAAGAACAUCAUAAGGGCCAUUGGAGAAAUCCUAGGGCAGGUUAUAAGGAUAGAUUACAACACAGCCUCUGGAGAACAAGGUAAGUUUGCCAGGAUGGCAAUCAUCUUGGACUUAUCCACCCCCCUGACGUCGAAGAUCACGGUGGAUGGGAAAAGUCUAUUCGUGGAAUACGAGGGCCUACCCACGAUAUGUUACCACUGUGGAAAAUACGGGCAUCUCACUGACACUUGCCCUCAGAAAAACCAAGACCAGAUGACUGAGGAUACCGCAGUUCCGGUCAUGAGACCUCCGGUGGCUGAUGAAGUAGAAGAGACGAAUCCGCACGGCGCGUGGAUGCAAGUUCCAUCCUCACGACGUCGCCCAGCAAGAGAGAUGAAAAAGCAGCCUGACACAGGCUACCUUAAAAAUGUUAACACAGGGACGAGAUUUGACCUGCUGAGAGAAACGGAGGACUUACACAGAAACAACUCUGUCUGUAUUGAGCCAACCACCGAAAACGUCAACUCCUUGCCAGUUUCAACAGACUCCCACCCUGAUACUCACCCUAGACUCCCCAAAGAAACUAAGCCAAAAAACGCAACCAUUCCCCCCAAGACUCAAAAAAAGCACACCUCGAACCCCUCCAAUGAAUCCCUUUUCACAAGCAAAGCCUAUAAGGAGUCAUCCUCGUCUACAGCGCCUGACAACUCCCGCCACACUGCUGUCACCAUCUUGAACCCUAAACCCCCUUCCAAAUCCUCAACCAACCCCAAGACUCUUGGCUCACCAGGACCCACGCCUAAAACAACCCACCACCCGGGAAAAAACAAGGAAAAUAUUCUACCUAAGCCGCCGGACAGAACCUCUCCUAAACUGGGCCUCAAAAUCCACCCAAGCUUGUCAAUUGGAUCCCCCAAGCCCAAAUCCAAAGAAAACCCGCCCACCCUUGCAGAUACAGCACUUAAAGCGAUCACCAAAGCUUUAGACGACCAGUUCUCUGAUAAUGAACUCUCUGAUGAUUCAUUCAGUGACGACGAAUCUCAAAAACACUCCAACAUGGAGUGCUAA
Messenger RNA from Neltuma alba, 1356 nucleotides. RefSeq lists its product as uncharacterized. NCBI's taxonomy places the organism in Eukaryota, Viridiplantae, Streptophyta, Magnoliopsida, Fabales, Fabaceae. The transcript has a single exon. The coding region runs from base 1 to 1356 and encodes 451 amino acids. Gene Ontology annotation, molecular function: nucleic acid binding; zinc ion binding. The record is from RefSeq and is a predicted model, not a curated record.